ACCUUUGUGUUGUUUUCCUUGCCCCUCUUCCUCUCCCCUCCCUCUUCAGCCUCACUACUUUUCCCUCUGCUCUGUCCGAUGUGCUCAGACUGCGGCUAGUGCGCGAGCUGAAGGCGUGCAGGGCGAGAUGCUGCCGAUGCUCCAGCUGUUUGGGCUCCAUGUCUCCUUCAGGGCCCACUGAAGAGGACAAGACUGCAGCACGUGAGCCGGGAAACUUCAACACAACACUCUGAGGAACUUUUUCCCACCAACCAACCAGCUGCAGCUUCAAGACUCUGGAAUUAUUUCAGCUUUUAAGGACUUAGAGGAAAAAGAAAAAGAGAAACAAUGAGGACCAAGUUGUGUCAUUUUCUUGCACAGCUCUUUCUGUUAGGGGUGUUGCUAUCUGUGGUGGACAGCAAAGGAACUUUCUAUGGAGGCCAUGCACACCCUUUCUAUGGAAACAGAUACAACCUGUUCAAGGCUGGACUCAACCCUCAUCAUUCACCAAACAAGCCCAUGACACGUCACAAAAACCACUGUGCCUACGUGGUCCAGAAGAACAUCACAUGCACCAUGCAGGAUGGAGUGGCCACCUACGUGAAGGCUGAGUACACCACCAAGUGCAUCUGGGGUCAGAAGUGUCCUGUUGUCAUGUACAGGACCCUCUACAAGCCAAAAUACAAGGUGGGUUUUAAGACCGUGACUGAGCUGGAGUGGAGGUGUUGUCCCGGCUACUCUGGAGAAAACUGCUAUGAUGGACCCACGUCGCUGCCUGAUGCCAUGCCGCCUUUCAAGGGUGGGGGUCUGCCGCAUCGACCGGGGAUGAAGGGCUUCCCCCAUGGCCCUAGACCCCCGGUGGACCACAGACCUGGUGGAGGCCAACUGGAACCUGGCAGACCUGUCCCCGGGGUGCCGGACCACAGACCGAUCCCCACAGGACAGCUGCCUGCUGGGAAUGGAAGACCAAACUAUGGAAACAAAUUUGGGAUUUCAGGAGUGACUGGUGAACGCCUGGACCGUAUGGAGGAGGACAUGCAGCGGCUCACUCAGGGUCUGGACACCCUCAACGGGAUGGUGGCCGGUCUGGAGGAGCGGCUGCGCACGUCUCUGCGGGAAGACACCAACAAAAUCUUAGUGUCCCUGCUACCAAACCCUCCACGUGUGCCUGAUUCUACAGUAGGAUUCGGGGUGAUCCCAGACGGGGCUCCUGAUGGGCUGGAAGGAAGAGAAAGCUUCACUGGUUUUGGAGACUUAGCAGGGAGAGUGACAGAAGUGAAGGAUGACCUGCGAGCCAAAACUCACAUCUUAGAGGAGAUUCAGGGGAUGGUCCUGGGCCAUGACGGCCAGCUGAAGAAGCUGUUGGAAGGAGCUCGAGGCCGGCCCAUCCCCGGCCCCGGCUCCACUCUUCACCUGGACGAGAUCCUGGACGCCAAGCUGGCCAGCGUUCGUGCUGAGAUCUUGGACGGCUUCGAGCGGCGUCUGAGCGGUCUGGAGAGCCACUGUGACGAGAGGAUCGGGGCGGUGCAGAACCAGUGCCACAGGGAGCACAUGGACGGCCAGGAGCAGAUGAGGCAGUCUCUGGAUGGGAGAGAGACCGGGAUCAGGGAGGAGCUGGGCACGUUGCAGGCUCAGAUCCAGGGCCUUACUCUCACUGAGAGCUGCUGUGGACAGGUGAACAGCCUGUCCCACCGUGUGCUGCUGCUGGAGGAGUCAGUCAAAGGUUUGACAGAAUCUCAACGACAGCUUCAGACGGCCCUCUCUGACCAGAGCAUCCACGUGGAGACGCUGAUCGAGACCCGCCUGGUGGACAUAGAAGGCCGCCUGAACGCCACAGAGGGUGGACCUGAUGGAGUAGCGGGGCUCCCUGGUGGUCUGGACGGCUUCAAGACCCUGCUGGAGGACAAGCUGAAGACCCUGGAGGAGAGAGUGUUUGUGGCCGUGGAGGAGCUGAGUAACGCCACGGCUCCGGCCCUCCUGGAGGGUCAGGUGGUCCCGGCGCUGGAGACGGAGAUCGAGUCGGUGCGGAGGAGAGUGGAGGGAGACCUGGACGGCAUUCAGAAACAGCUAAUAGACCUGGAGCUCCUCUGCACCUCCUCUUGCGCGCCCUCCACCCCACCAGCAGGGGGUGUCAGCAUCACUGAAGUCGAGGAGGAGUGUGAAGGGGUGGAGAAGAAGAUGACAGACCGCUUGGACACCCAUUCUAACCAGCUGGACCGCCUGAACACCACCCUGCAGAACCUGCUCUUCCAUAUCGCCCAGGAGGACACGGAGGGGACCGUCCACGGGGAGAUCACACUGCUGAAAGUCAACAUCAACUCAGUAAACCGCACUCUGAAGGGCCUAAAGGACUCUCUCAGAGUCAUUGCAAGUGAAGUGGGCCACGCUAACGCCACGUGGGAGCAGAGAGAGAACCAGUUAGUCAACCAGGUGCAAGGAAUCACCAAGCUAGUAGGGCACCAGUCCUCCCUCCUGGGGGCCGGGGAGAGGCGUCUGGCCCAGCUGAAGGGGGAACUAGUGGCCUUAAAGAGACGCCUCGCUGGGGAGCUUCAGGGCUGCCGCAGCACGGCUAUAGAAGUACAAAAGGAGGUGAAGAACGUUGAUAGUAGAGUGAGCAACGUGGAGGGCCAGUGCAGCAGCCUGGGGGAGCUGGCGGAGCACCUGGAGAGGAUCAGGGCCGAGCUGGAGAGACACUCGGACUCGUAUCUGGCCGAGGUGAACGGCACCCUGGCCGUGCAUUCAGAGCAGCUAGCUGAGCUGAAAGGGGAAGUCAAAGACUGCAACAAGGAAGCAGCCAACCAAAACUGA
Molecule: messenger RNA, 2787 nt
Organism: Centropristis striata (black sea bass)
Lineage: Eukaryota; Metazoa; Chordata; Actinopteri; Perciformes; Serranidae
Gene: emilin3b
Product: EMILIN-3
Exons: 6
Coding region: 328-2787 (819 amino acids)
Cellular component (GO): extracellular matrix
Molecular function (GO): protein binding
Source: RefSeq, a predicted model, not a curated record